UCUGCUCUCUCCCUCUCUUCGAUCGGACCGGCGACCAGAGCUUGCCGGAGCCCACGCCACUUGAGGCGUCUGCCCCUCUCAUCUCUCUUCUCCUUCGUCGCGUCUGUAGCCCGCAAAUCUUCCGCACACCGAUCCACGCGAUCGAUCGUUAAGGCGGUUAACCCUAACAAGGUGGGGAUCAAGUACGGCGAGUCCAGGUUUACUAUCAUGUACCGAGGGAUUCCGUUGGGGAAAGCUUCGGUGCCGGAGUUUUAUCAGGAGGCCCACAGUGUGAGGCAGGUUGUGGCCACGAUCGCCGUCAAUCGGGUCAAUCUUCUACAAGCGGACGCUGCUGAUUUGAUCAGAGAUGCUUCGCUCAACGAUAGAGUCGAGCUUAGGGUUCUCGGAGACGUUGGCGCCAAGAUCCGCGUCUUGAACUUCGAUUCCCCUGGGGUUCAUGUCAGCAUUGCUCUUCUCUUCCUGAUUUUUCUGUGGAAAUUUGAGCUUUAUUGUGUUGUUUGGUUGCCGAGAAAAUCCUUCCUUUCUCUCGUCUGGAAUAACAGUACUGGAUUGCCUCAGUACCUGCGAAACAACCCCCACUAGCUUCUGUCCUUGUCUGCUUUUUUUUUUUUUAAUUUUUUUAUUUAUUUUUGCUCUGCUAAUUUUGCGCGGUGGAUUAGAUUAGACACACACUCAAGUCACAGUUGACGUUGCGUGUCUCAGAGAAGCACAUUCCAUACCAUUAGUAUUUGCAUUAGUGCCCUUGUAUUUCUCUAUAUUUAC
Molecule: messenger RNA, 762 nt
Organism: Morus notabilis
Lineage: Eukaryota; Viridiplantae; Streptophyta; Magnoliopsida; Rosales; Moraceae
Exons: 1
Cellular component (GO): plasma membrane
Source: RefSeq, a predicted model, not a curated record